Molecule: messenger RNA, 4769 nt
Organism: Jaculus jaculus (lesser Egyptian jerboa)
Lineage: Eukaryota; Metazoa; Chordata; Mammalia; Rodentia; Dipodidae
Gene: Cep128
Product: centrosomal protein 128
Exons: 26
Coding region: 473-3781 (1102 amino acids)
Source: RefSeq, a predicted model, not a curated record
UUCAAGUUGCCAUAGCUGCGAGUGUGGGGAGAGCCGAGUCGGUUACCCCGCAGCGUCGGGUCGGUGGCACCUUCGGGGCCCCUGGAAGCCGCGGGAGCCGGGUGGGGCCUCGGUGAUGAUCCGGCCUUAAGCACCCGGAGUCAUCUUGUGUCUCAGGUGGUUUGAGGAAAGUGUAGGGGCAACCAAAGACCAUCAACUUGAGUAGAUCUUCUGCCCUGAACCUCAUGAAGAAAUGAGAGGAGGCGGGCAUACGUGCCUCAGGAGAGCACUGAGCUCAAAGGACAGCAGCCUGGGUUUUUGCGGGUGUGCUUUGAGUUCCAUCACAUGCAGGAAUUUGAACAACGUUCUUUGCUCAGAGUAAUUGAAAUUACUGACAGAAGACUUUGUGUAUCUGCAUUAGUGAGACUCAUGGGGAAAGUGUGAUUCUGCUGUGGUAAAAGUAUGCAAUCCUAGCUGGGAUUUGUAUACAUCAAUGGCAGAAUCGUCCAGUGAUUCAGAACAAUUCCACUACCAUGACCCACUGAAUCGACGGGCUGCCAGGACAACACCCAGGGAGACUAGAAGUCAACCUGCAGUAAAUGUCACCGACAAGGUGAACACGAUAACAAGUACUUUACAGGAUACCAGUCGGAACCUGCGACAAGUGGAUCAGAUGCUUGGGCGAUACCGAGAAUAUAGCAUUGGACAGGCGGGUACUAUCGAAAAUUUAAGAGAAAGCUUGGAGCAGUCAAUAAGCCAAUUGCGGAGUCAGCGCUUACAGAGGACCUCGGGAGGGAGAAGUGUUUCCAGUCUGAGUGCAAGUGACCUCGAUGGUGGCACUGUGGCAGAGAGCCUCCGUUUUCCACCUACUUCAACUCUCAAGGACUAUGACCCACAGGGAAUGAAACGGAACAGGCCCAGAACUGGUGUCCGGUUUGUUGGCGAGUCUGAUGACAUGGUCCAGCUUCACGCGUUUCAUCAGUCGCUCCGAGACCUCAGCAGUGAGCAAGUUCGCCUCGGCGAGGAUUUCAACAGGGAGCUCUCCAGAAGAAGCCGGUCAGAUGCUGAAACAAAGAAGGCUUUAGAAGAACUGACUGAAAAGCUUAAUGAGGCCCAGAAACAAGAUGUGGUUUCCAAUAGGGUGGAGCGGCGCCUUCAGGAAAUUGAGAGAGAGAUGCGCACAGAAAGAGAGCUGGUGGAAAAACAUCAGGACCAACUGGGACUUAUGUCCCUGAAGCUCCAGGAGGCAUUGAAGAAACAAGAAGCUAAAGCAGAUGAGAAUGAGGGAGCAAUGAAAAAUAAACUAUUGCAAGCAGAGACUGAGAAGAGUCAACUUGAGCAGGAACUGGAGAGAUCUCGCUGGCUGUUGAACCAAUCUGAAGGCAGCAGAGAAACACUUGUGCACCAGGUAGAAGAACUGCGUUCACAACUUACUAAAGCCGAAGGUGACCGGAAGGGUUUACAACAUCAAGCAUCCUGCUUUUCCAAGCAGCAGUCAAACCAUCAGGAUGACCAAGGAGAUGACUGGAGGUUCAGAAGAGGGGUUGAGAGGGGAAAGCAAGGCCUGGAGAAGCAGCUGUCGGAUUUGAGAGCGCAGCUGAACUUGAACGCCAUGGCGUCGGAGCUAGAGGAGGCAAAGCGGUGCAUGGAGCGGAAAGACAAGGAGAAAGCAAGCUUGGUUGUACAAAUAGAGACUCUCAGACAGGAGUUAGAGAACAGGGAACAACAACAAGUGAAGAUGCUGGGUCAGCUGAAGGAGAUCCAGAACCACCUGGAGACCUGUGAGGCUGACCGCAAGCGCAAUGACCUGCACAUCACUGAGCUGACCCUCCAUGCGGAGGACGCCACCAAGCAGGCCGAGCACUACCUCACUGAGUUCCAACAGUCCGAGGCCCUGCGAGAGGAGGCAGAGAAGAGGAGAGAAGACCUGAAAGCAAGAGCCCAAGAAUCCAUUAGGCAGUGGAAGCUUAAGCACAAGAAGUUGGAGAGAGCCAUGGAGAAACAGUCUGAGACCCUCAAUGACCUGACAGACAAGAACAAUCAGAUUCUGAAAGAAAAGGAAGAAUUGAAAAGUCAGCUUUAUACAGCCUUUCAGCAGAUCGAGAACCUCAGAAAGGAGCUGAGCGAGGUCCUGAGCAAGCACGCCAUGCAGGAAGAGGAGCUGCACCGCAAGGAGGAGAAACUGAGUGAAGUUGAGUCUCAUCGGGCUGACCUCGACCUGGAAGCCAGGAAUUCCCUGGACACCAUCCAUAGACUGGAAAGUGAACUGAAAAGACAGAGUAAGAUACAAGGUGAGAUCAAAGCUGAGAAAGCCCACCUGGAAGAAGAGAUUGAGGAACUGAGGAAGAGCCAGGCUCAGGACAAGUGUAAGCUUCUCCAGAUGCAGGAGUCCAUCAAGGACCUGAGUGCCGUCCGAGCAGAUCUUGCUACUAAGCUGGCUGAGGAGGAGCGAGCCAAGAAGGCUGUGCUUAAGGACCUCGCUGACCUCACGGCCCGGGCGAAAUCCAAAGACGAAGAAACUGCGACCAUCAUCACGCAGCUGAAGUUAGAACGAGAUGUUCACAAGAGGGAGCUGGAGGACCUCACCUCAUCCUUGCAGAGUGUGAAAACGAAGCACGAGCAAAACAUCCAGGAGCUGAUGAAGCACUUCAAGAAAGAGAAGAGCGAAGCGGAGAAUCACAUCCGGACACUGAAGGCAGAAAGCUUGGAAGAUAAGAACAUGGCAAAAGUCCAUCGCUGUCAGUUGGAGAAGCUGAAAUCGCAGUGUGAGAGACUGACAGAGGAAUUAACCCAGAAUGAAAAUGAGAACAAAAAACUGAAGCUGAAAUACCAGUGUCUGAAGGACCAACUAGAAGAAAAGGAAAAGCAUAUAAGCAAUGAAGAAGAGCACUUACGGAGGAUGGAGGAGGCCAGGCUGCAGCUCAAGGACCAGCUUCUGUGCCUGGAGACGGAGCAGGAAUCCAUUCUUGGUGUGAUAGGAAAGGAAAUUGAUGCAGCUUGUAGGACUUUCUCCAGGGACUCACUGGAGAAACUGAAAGUUUUUACCUCUGGUUCUGAAGUACACUGUGACCCACAUCGCUGGUUGGCAGAAAGCAAGACUAAACUUCAGUGGCUCUGUGAGGAACUGAAGGAGCGAGAAAAUGGAGAGAAAAGCCUGCGACACCAGCUGGCACAGUGCAGACAGCAGCUCAGGGACCUCAGUGAGCACAAGGAGACCGAGCUCCACUGUCUCUUUGAGCAGAUAGAAAGGCAGGAGCGACUUCUGGAAGAAUUCCACCAGGAAAAGAGAGAUUUGCUAGAAGAGACCCAAAGGAAAGAUGAAGAAAUGGAGUCUCUGCAGGACCGUGUAAAUGCAUUAGAAAUGAGUAACCGUGUGGCCUUGGACCAUCUGGAGUCCGUGCCUGAGAAACUGAGCCUACUAGAAGGUUUCAAAGACUUGAGAGACUCCUGUAAUUCAACUGAGAGACCUGACGGGAGAUACUCUAGAUUCAGGAUUCACAGAGAUUCUCUUCAGCAGCACAGGGACGAUACCAAGUUCAGAUUCAAAGGCUUCAAGGAUGACAGGCUCUUUACCGAAGGUUCCCACGCUCAUGGGUUAGAUCAUUCAACCUCUUGGCAGGAUCACGGCCGCUUCCUGUCUAGUCCACGAUUUUCACACUUGAACUCCUGUCCAACAUUUACCAAAAGAACCACUGCUCCAGAUUCAGCUUCAAUCAAGGAAGAUGCCACAAGUUCACCAAUGAAUGGAACAAGUCUUCAAUCCAAGAAGGAGGAAUAUGAGAGCAAAAAAAGCAAAAUGUAAUUAGUUACUCGGCUUGAGCAUUUUACAAAUAAUAACCUAUCUCUUCCUGCUGCCGUUUGGCCCAGGUUGUCUGGCAGACAUUCCCAUGGCUUUGGCUCUUUGGAAUUGCCAAACACCAACUAACAGGAUAAUGCAGUUAGUCUUUGUGAAUGAUAUGAGUUUAACCAAUGCAACAUAAACUCAUGAAUAAUAUGCAGCUAACUUAUUGGCAACUCAUACCAGCAGAGAAAGUGAUUUUUUUUUCACUUUGUAUUUCCCUGUAUUUUUAGUGUGAUCAGUCACAGUUUCCCUUACCCAAACUUGAAUUUAUAAUUGAUGCUUUUCAAAAAUUACUGACUAAAAUAAGGAAAGGGAGUUCCUUGAUGCAAACAUUUCCAGCACUUUAGAAUCAAGGAACAUUUAUUAUAUAGAAUACAUUUUUAGAUGCUUUCUCCCUAAUAAAUUCUCAUGUGUUAUAACAUGCCAUGGAGAUAUGCAUGUAAAAUAUUAGACCACUUUAUAAGUGCCCAAGACUGUGAUGUCUAUCAACUCAGCAGUCUACUGCAAUGUGUAGUAUCUUAAAACUAUUUCCAAUCAUCCAUUUUUAAUAGCAAUAAAGAAUUUUUAAAUGAUAUCAUAGAGCACUGUAAAGAAUCCAUAAUAUGAUCUAUUUAUUUGUCCUUUUUUGUGCCCAAAUGUCUCACAAUGAUCAUCCUAGUCACAUCCUUGAUAGUUUAUUAUGACCCAAAUCCCAGCACCAAACUUCAAUGUCAGCAGGUCCACUCUUCAAGAGUUAUUGUGUAAUUUGUUUAACUGCAUUUUACCUCCCAACUUUUUCAACAUCAAAGUGUUUUUAAAAGCCUACCCCUUUCCAUGCUCCUGUGCCCAUGGAAGAAGAUUUCUGUGAAAUGGUAAACGAUGGUAGCUGCCCAGGAAGUGAAUCCUGCUGGGCCGUGGUGGAGCGAAUCUGCACCGAGACGAGGACAAUAAAGCAUUCACUUGUAAUGUG